AUGAGAUUGGUUGUGCUUGCCCUGACUCUGGCCCUUGUGGCCCCUGAAUUUGCUGUCGGUAAGACCUACGUGUACAAAUAUGAGACACUGCUCCUUGGCGGUCUGCCGGAGGAAGGAUUGGCGAGAGCUGGACUCAAAGUGAGAAGCAAAGUUCUGAUCAGCGCCAUUGAACAGAACGUGUUCAUGCUUAAGCUGGAAGAACCUGAGUUCUUCGAGUACAGUGAUGUUUGGCCCAAGGAUGCUUUCACCCCGGCCCCCAAGUUGACUUCGGUCCUGGCGCCUCAGCUGAUGAUCCCCAUCAAGUUUGAGUACUCCAAUGGGGUUGUCGGAAAAAUGUUUGCACCUGAGGGAGUCCCGGUUAUGGUGCUGAACAUCUACAGAGGUAUCCUGAAUGUCCUGCAGCUCAACGUAAAGAAGACACAGAAUGUCUAUGAGAUGCAGGAGGCUGGAGCUCAGGGUGUGUGCAAGACCUUCUAUGCCAUCACUGAAGAUGAGAAGGCUGAACGUAUCCUCCUGACAAAGACCAGAGAUCUGAACCACUGUCAGGAAAGGAUAAUGAAGGACAUCGGGUUGGCCUACACUGAGACAUGUGUCAAGUGUCAGCGGGAUUCUAAGAACCUGAAGGGUGCAACGUCAUACAACUACGUUCUGAAGUCAGUUCCCAAUGGUAUCAUGAUCUUGGAAGCAUCCGUUGAUGAGCUCAUUCAGUUCACACCUUUCACCGAUAUGAACGGAGCUGCGCAAAUGCAGACCAAGCAACGUUUGGCUUUCGUCGAGGUCCAGAACAGCCCCUUAAAGCCCGUGCGAGCUGAGUAUCGUCCACGUGGAUCCCUCAAGUAUGAAUUCUCCACCGAGCUGCUGCAAACACCUAUUCAGCUUGUGAAGAUCACAAACAUUCAGUCUCAGGUUGUUGAGAUUCUAAAUCAUCUGAUUACCAACAACGUGGAACGAGUUCAUGAGGAUGCCCCUAUUAAGUUUUUGGAGCUCAUUCAAAUCCUUCGUAUGGCCAAAAUUGAGGAUGUGCAAAUGCUCUGGAGUCAGUACAAGAAUAAACCUGCCUACAGGCAAUGGAUCUUGGAUGCAAUUCCCUCUGUUGGAACGCCUGUUGUUCUGAGAUUCAUCAUUCAGAAAUAUGAGUCCGACGAACUCACCAAUCUUGAGAUUCCUCAAGCUCUGAUUGCAACAGUUUACACGGCGACAGCCAACACUGAGACCGUUCAGAUGAUUGAAAACUUAUCAGUGAGCAGCAAAAUAAAGAGGAACCCAGUUCUGGCUGAGAUUGUCUUGCUUGGCUAUGGUACAAUGAUUUCUAAAUAUUGUGUCGACAAGCCCGUCUGUCCUGUUGAACUCGUUAAGCCCAUCCACACCCUUCUUACGGAAGCAAUCACCAAGAGCGACAUACGUCAGAUCAUUUCCAUUUUGAAGGUGUUGAGUAACGCUGGCCAUCCAAUGAGCAUUAAGCCGAUCACCAAGGUUCUUCCCAUCCAUGGCACACCAGCGAGAAGCCUGCCCACCAGAGUUCACGCUGAGGCAAUCAUGGCUUUGAGAAACAUUGCCAAGAAGGAGCCAAGAAUGGUUCAGGAAUUGGCUCUUCAGCUCUACAUGGACAAGACUCUCCACCCUGAGCUUCGUAUGCUUGCGUGCAUUGUUAUCUUUGAGACACGCCCGCCAGUGGGUUUGAUUACAAGUCUUGCCAACCUUGUGAAGAUGGAGGAGAACUUGCAGGUGGCCAGCUUCACCUACUCUCACAUGAAGUCCCUGACCAGAAGCACUGUUCCCACCCAUGCUUCCAUUGCCGCUGCUUGUAACGUUGCAGUCAAAAUCUUGAGCCGCAAAUUGGAAAGACUGAGCCUCCGCUUCAGCAGAGCUAUUCAGAUGGACGUAUAUAGCAAUCCCUUGAUGCUUGGUGCUACUGCUAGUACUUUCUACAUCAAUGAUGCUGCUACCAUUUUGCCAAGAACCAUCGUGGCUAAGACAAGUGCCUACAUUGCUGGGGCUGCUGCCGAUGUCUUGGAGGUUGGAGUGAGAACUGAGGGACUUCAGGAGGCUUUGAUGAAAAGCGAUGUACUAGCUGAUGAUGUGAACAGGAUAACCAAGAUGAAGCGUGUCAUUAAAGCUCUGUCUGAAUGGAGGGCCAUGCCCAACAGCAAACCUCUGGCCUCUGUCUAUGUUAGGAUCUUUGGACAAGAGGUUGCUUUUGCUGACAUCAACCCGGGGUUGAUCAACCAGGCCAUUGCGAUGGCCAGUGUGUCAACUGUUCAGGAGCUUGGUAGGGAUGCUCUCAGAUCUCUGAUUGCUGGAGUCACUUUCCAUGUUGCUAAGCCAGUCCUGGCAAAUGAAGUAAGACGCAUCAUGCCAACGGCUGCUGGAUUCCCAAUGGAGCUUGGUCUCUACACUGCUGCUGUAACUAAUGCAGUUGUUAAAGUCAAGGCAACCAUGACUCCAGCUCUGCCAGAGCCCAUCCAGUUCCGCCAUCUCCUGAAGACCAACAUGGAGCUUGUGGCUGACAUCAAACCAAGUGUUGCUGUGAACAUGUUUGCCGUGAUGGGAGUGAACACUCCAGUUCUUCAGGCUGCCCUGUUCUCAAAAGCCAAGCUCAACUCUGAUGUCCCAGCCUCCAUUACAGCAAGACUUGACAUCAAUGAGGGUCUCUUCAAGAUUGCGGCUUUACCUGUUUCUGUACCUGAAAACGUCACCGCUAUUGAGGUAGUUAGUGUUGCGCUGGUGAGAAACAUUGAAGACCUUCCUAAUGCCAAAAUCACCCCCCUCAUCCCUACCAAACUCAUGAAGCCAACUUCAAAGCAGAUCCUAGCCUCAAAAACCUCCUCUCGUUCUGCUAGUCUGCCCAUAUCUUCAGAGAUCAUUCAGGAUGAUAUGCCAACAGAUUUUAAACCCAUCAGAAGCAGAUCAUUUUCUAAAAAAUACUGUUUCCAAGCUUACGGCGUUGGACUGAGAGGCUGUUUCAGGGUUGCCACAGACAGCGCUGCUUUUAUUAGAGACGUUGCUUUGUACAGAAUGGUUGGAAGUCACUCUGUCUCUUUGUCGUUGAAACGAAAUGAAGAGGAAUCCAUUGAAAGACUGGAGAUGUUGGUUCAAGUUGGACCAAAGGCAGUGGAGAAGAUUAUCAAGAAGAUCACUCUGGAAGAAGAUGACGUCAUCGAGGGAAGGCCAGUCUUGAUGAAGCUCAAGAAACUUCUCAACAGCACUUCCUCAUCUUCAAGCAAGUCAUCCUCAUCUUCAGUCAGCAGCAGUCGCAGCAGCCGUAGCAGCAGCAGCCACAGCAGCGUCCGCGCUAGCAAACGCAGCAGCAGUAGCAGCAGCAGCAGUAGCAGCAGCAGCAGCAGCAGAAGCGGUAGCAGCAGGAGCAGCAGCAGCAUACGCAGCAGCAAGCGCAGCAGCAGCAGCAUCAGCAAGCGCAGCAGCAGCAGCAGCAGCAGCAGGAGCAGCAAACGUAGCAGCAGACACAGUGCACUUGCCAAAUCCAGCUCUGCAUCUAGUUUGGAAUCUCUCUUCAGCGCCAGCUCUCGUUCUUCUCGUUCCAGUCGUCGUGUCUCAAAGCAAAUUAACUACGUGCGCACUUUUGAGAGGAACCACAAGAAGUCUCAAGCUACCUCAUCGUCUCGCAAGAGCAGAAGCAGCGGUGCAAGUUUUGAGGCCAUCUACAGCAAGAACGUACUCCUUGCUAGUCAAAGUGCUCCUGCCUUUACUGUCAUCCUACAAGCUGUGAGAACCGACGGCAAACUCCAGGGAUACCAAAUCACUGGCUACGCAGACAAGACUAAUGCUCGAGUUCAGCUAAUCCUGGCUGUUCUGGCUAGUGAUAACAACUGGAGGCUCUGUGCUGAUGGAGUUUUGCUCAGCAAGCACAAAGUCACAGCCAAAAUAGCUUGGGGACAGGCAUGCAAACAGUAUGGCAUGAACAUCACCGCAGAGACUGGUCUCCUAGGUCCAAGCCCAGCAGCUCGCCUUAGAAUGGCAUGGACUCGACUACCAGUUGAAUUCAAACGCUACGCAAAGAAGGCCUAUGAAUACAUUCCUACUUACGUGCUGGACAGGUUCAUCCGAGGGAAGGCUGCCAACAGUGCCAAUCAGUUGUCAUUCACAGUGGCUGCAACAUCUGAGAGGACCUUGGAUUUGAUUUUCAAGACACCAACACGCAGUAUCUACAAACUGGCUUUGCGCGUACCCCUUGCCAUGCCACUUGAUGCGAUAUCAGGACUCACACCUUUCGAUGACGUGGCUGAUAAAAUCCGUUACUUCAUCUCCAAGGCUGGCGCAGCUGAAUGUAGCUUCAGCAAAGACACAUUGACCACGUUCAACAACAGGAAGUACAAGAACGAAAUCCCUCAGAAUUGCUACCAAGUUCUGGCUCAGGACAGCAGUGAAGAGAUGAAGUUCAUGGUCUUGAUGAGGAAGGAUGAUAAUGUGCACAGUCAUCUCAACGUUAAAGUUGCUGACAUUGAUAUCGACCUAUCCACGAGGGGCAACGAUGUAGUUGUGAAGGUGAACGGACGGGAGGUGCCCACCAGCAAUCUGCCAUAUCGUCACCCAUCAGUUAAAAUUGAGAUCAAACCAAAUCAAGAUGGCAUCUCUGUCUACGCACCAAACCUGGGACUUCAUGAAGUGUAUUAUGACAGCAGUUCUUGGAAGAUUAAAGUUGCAGACUGGAUUAAGGGACAGACCUGUGGACUCUGUGGAAAGGCUGAUGGUGAGAUAAGACAGGAAUUCCGUACUUCCAACGGACGUGUGACUAAGAACCCCAUUAGCUUUGCUCAUUCCUGGGUUCUGCCUGCUGAAAACUGCCGGGACAACACGGAGUGUCGCUUGAAGCUGGAGUCAGUGCCGCUAGAGAAGCAGAUGAACAUUCAAGGCACGGAGUCCAAGUGUUUCUCUGUUGAGCCUGUGCUGCGCUGUCUGCCUGGCUGUCUCCCCGUGAAGACCACCCCCGUCACCAUUGGUUUCCACUGUCAGGCCAUCGACACUGCUGUGAUUCCCAAGGACUUCUACAACUUCAGCGUGGAUCUGAGGGAAACCACCCAAGCCCAUCUCGCUUGCAGCUGCACUGCUCAGUGUGCAUAACAACAUUUACCCUGUCA
Corythoichthys intestinalis (scribbled pipefish) is the source of this 5096-nucleotide messenger RNA. Its product is annotated as vitellogenin-1-like. The coding region runs from base 1 to 5079 and encodes 1692 amino acids. The transcript is spliced from 33 exons. Gene Ontology annotation, molecular function: lipid carrier activity. The record is from RefSeq and is a predicted model, not a curated record. Gene Ontology annotation, biological process: lipid transport; response to estradiol; cellular response to estrogen stimulus. NCBI's taxonomy places the organism in Eukaryota, Metazoa, Chordata, Actinopteri, Syngnathiformes, Syngnathidae.